Nicrophorus vespilloides is the source of this 1889-nucleotide messenger RNA. It is a transcript of the gene dati, whose product is annotated as zinc finger protein 384. The record is from RefSeq and is a predicted model, not a curated record. Gene Ontology annotation, cellular component: nucleus. The transcript has 9 exons. Gene Ontology annotation, molecular function: RNA polymerase II cis-regulatory region sequence-specific DNA binding; DNA-binding transcription factor activity, RNA polymerase II-specific. Gene Ontology annotation, biological process: central nervous system development; regulation of transcription by RNA polymerase II. Bases 25 to 1752 code for a protein of 575 amino acids. Lineage: Eukaryota; Metazoa; Arthropoda; Insecta; Coleoptera; Silphidae.
CCGCAACGCCGUGUUCAGAUCUUCAUGCACAAAUCAGCGAUGCAGAUGCAUGUGCGCGAGAUGAGCGGAAGAUCGGAGGUCAAGCCACACCAGUGUCAGCAAUGUCUGAAGUCCUUCAGCAGCAACCAUCAGCUGGUUCAGCACAUCAGGGUCCACACCGGCGAGAAGCCUUACAAAUGUUCCUACUGCGAUCGCCGCUUCAAGCAGCUCAGCCAUGUCCAGCAACACACCAGACUGCAUACAGGUGAACGUCCCUAUAAGUGUCACCUUCCGGAUUGUGGACGGGCUUUCAUCCAGCUGUCCAACCUCCAGCAGCAUCUCAGGAACCACGACGCCCAAGUGGAAAGGGCCAAGAACAGGCCCUUCCAUUGCAACAUCUGCGGCAAAGGUUUCGCCACCGAGUCCAGUCUUCGAACACAUACGUCGAAACAACACGCCGCUCUCAUUGGGGGCCCAAAUGCCACUUCGUGUCCGCUGUGCCAUAAGAUGUUCCUCGGCGGUGAAGCCCUCAUGGAACAUAUGAAGCAUACACACAAAGACCCCAAUGCAUCGGGGGUAGCCAUUGACGUCAUCGAUCCUUAUUUAGCGAAGAGAAGGACGGCGAACCAUCCGUGUCCCGUUUGCGGGAAACACUAUGUAAACGAAGGAUCGCUCAGGAAGCAUCUGGCCUGCCAUCCGGAAACGUCGCAGUUGACGAGUUCACUACGAAUGUGGCCGUGCUCCGUCUGUCAGGCAGUCUUCACCCACGAGUCAGGACUCCUGACCCACAUGGAACACAUGAGGAUGGAUCCCAAGCAUCAGUUCGCUGCUCAGUACGUGCUGUCGCGCGCCGCAGCGGAGAGACGCGAAAGGGAGACCAUCCUUGCCGCCGUUUCUGCUUCCGCCUCCAGCAGCGGACUUCUCGGUCUCACAGGGAUGGGUGGAGCAGCGAGCUCGAGUCCCAUGUGCGCAUCGCCGAGCGCCCACAGCGACAGUUCCUCAGGUAACGGUCGCCUGUCCUCAGCAGGAUCAGAAGCGGGCGGACUGAACAACAACAACAACAACUGCAACACCAAACUUGGCGAUAUCUUGAGAAAUCAUAAUUUCUUAGGUAACAACGGACUCCAUCAGCAGUACAACGUCGAGGAGCAGUUGCACAACGCCAAUCGGAUGGCCGUCAUCGCCAACAUGGUGAAUCAGGGAGGCGUUCCGCCCGGAUUGGGAUCGGAUUCCUCUUCGGCGGCAGCGAACAUCGCUAAUAUCGCCAACCUCGCCAUGAGACUAGGCGUGACCCAAGCCAACCAGGUGAACAAUUCGAGUAAUCCGUCGACGCCUCCAAUAAGCAACGAGACGCUAUCGGUGUCCGCUAUGAACGCAAUGCGCGCUUCCAUGGACAGCAUCAGGAAUAUGGAUGCGAUGCGGUCCUCGGUGAUGGACAUGUCCUCGCCGCAACCCUCUCAGCAACAGGACGCCCUCAGGAUGCAGCAGCACGCGGCAGAAGCCCUGCUGCGAUCGCAAGCGGAGGCCGCCCUUAGAAUAGCCAUGAGUCAGGCGCUACCUCAAUUGAACCAACAAGAAAACAACAGUCCGUUGAGACACAAUGGUAACUACCAGAGCCACCAAGGACAAUCCUCGCAGCAACUGAGCCCUGAUCUGACGGAGGCGCUGCGAUUGCAGGAACAGCGAUUGGAACAGGCCCUUCGACUACACGGAAGCGAUCCCAGGUCGCUAGGCUUUACAUUAUCCAGCCAACAGCAGAACCAACAGCCCUGAAAAUUCAGCUACUACUGAACGUACGCAUUGGACGCACCCAAAAAAGUAAAAGAAAAAAAAGAAAGCACACACACACAAAGUCAGGUUACGUUUUUCCAUUCUUAUUAUUCUUUGAAACAAUUGUUUACAAAAAAAAA